Molecule: messenger RNA, 1071 nt
Organism: Olea europaea var. sylvestris
Lineage: Eukaryota; Viridiplantae; Streptophyta; Magnoliopsida; Lamiales; Oleaceae
Exons: 2
Coding region: 1-1071 (356 amino acids)
Source: RefSeq, a predicted model, not a curated record
AUGCCUUUUGUUGUGGCAACAUUGGAUGGUUUGAGAGAUUUGGUGCUAGCAUUGGAGGGUUUGCGAGAUUUGGGGAAAACCAAACGGUUGUGGGAUUAUAUGGGUUGGUUACUGGAGCCUGUUUUGGAGGAUUUCGAUGCUGGAAAUAUAAACACAGAUCAAAUCCAAACCCAAAAUUCAAAUGUUAAUCAGUCUGGUAAUCCAUCAAAUAUUGUAAAUCAUGAUCCUACCCAACCAAACAGUCCAUAUUUUAUUGGGAGCAAUGACAACACUGGAGCCAUGCUUGUUACUCAUACUUUGGAUGCUAAUAACUAUCACUCAUGGGCUCGUUCAUUGAAGAGGGCAUUACGAAUCAAAAACAAGUUAGCAUUCAUUGAUGGAAGCUUAAAAGAGCCUGCAGAUCCAAAUGAUCCACUCAUGGAGCACUGGCUGCGUUGCAAUGAUAUAGUGAUUACCUGGAUGCAAAACACCAUUGCUGUUGACAUCAAGUGUAGCACCACAUAUGCCGAGACAGCGCACCAGCUAUGGAUUGAGCUGGAACAGCAUUUUGCUCAACAAAAUACACCUCGAAUUUUUGAAAUUAAGCAGGCAAUAAGUAUGUUACUACAAAAUGAAAAACCUGUAAGUGUCUAUCUCUCCAAAUUCAAAACUCUUCUAGAUGAACUCAUGAAUUAUGAAGCUGUGCCUAAUUGUAGUUGUGGGAGUUCAAAGAUUGUUAUUCAAAAUCAACAAAGGGAUUGGGUAAUUAAAUUUUUGAUGGGUUUGAACGAUUCAUAUAAAGGGAUCAAGGCACAAAUCUUGCUAAUUAAACCAUUUCCCAUCUUGAAUGAAGUUUAUUCAAUAAUACAACAAGAGGAGAAAAUGAGGGAAAUAUCAACUGAGGGGUCUUCACAUGAGUCUAUGGCACUUCUUGCAAGGGGGAGCUUUAAAGAAAAAGGGAAAAAAAUACUCAAAGGAGGGAUAGAUACUACUGCACAUUUUGCAAAAUUCCAGGGCAUUCACUUGAAAGAUGUUUCAAAGCAAAUCCAGACAAACCAGUUUGCACUUAUUGUCAAGUUCCUGGCCAUUUAG